Molecule: messenger RNA, 1219 nt
Organism: Ahaetulla prasina
Lineage: Eukaryota; Metazoa; Chordata; Lepidosauria; Squamata; Colubridae
Exons: 1
Source: RefSeq, a predicted model, not a curated record
UGAGGAAGGAGUUUGCCUCACCGAGAGAAGGGGCAAAGAAGACCGGGAUGAAUGCGGAAGUUGCGGAGGGCAACACCAGCGUCAACGAUGCAAGUUCAAGGACGCUACAUGUCGGCGGUGCGAGAAGAAGGGGCACCUGGCUCAAGUCUGUCGAGCACCCCAACCUUCCCGCCGAAAAUUCAAACCGACCAAUCAGAGCGCAGGAUCGGCAAGGCGACCCGCGAUUGGUCAAAACAAAAAGGGCGCGAAUUCAAAUCGAACGACCGUGAUCAUAGGCCGUGCAGAAACCCGCGUCGAGAAGAAAAUCUUCACUAAGCCCAAAAUUGAAGGAGUGCCGUGCCGACUAGAAGUGGACACCGGGUCAGCGAUCACAAUCAUGUCCUGGGACACUUUUGCGAAAGCUUUGCCGAGAAUCGCCAAACGCAAACUGCAAACACAACGGUUACGAGUGCACGACUACCAAGGGAAUCGCAUCCCUGUUCGAGGGACCACCUCCGUCCGCGUCGAGUACGGACCACACAAGAAGACCCUGCCCAUCACGAUAGUCGAAGGGACCCUGCCAAGUCUGUUGGGACUAGACUGGUUCCGCGCAUUGGGCAUGGGAGUGACUGGCAUCUACAGAAGUGACUUUAACCUAAAAGACACACUCAUGAACGAGUUCGAAGAUGUCUUCAAGGACUGCCUGGGCAAGUACAAGGGGACCCCUAUUUCCUUCAAUUUAGACCCCCAGGUAGCCCCCAUUAGGUUAAAGGCAAGGAGAGUCCCUUUUGCCCUUAAACCCAAGAUUGACAAGGAGCUAGACAAGCUCAUCAGUCAGGGGAUUCUGGUGCCAGUCGAUCACGCAAAGUGGGAGACGCCAAUCGUCACCCCAGUGAAACCAGAUGGGUCAGUUAGAAUCUGCGCUGACUACAAGGCGACGUUAAACAAAGCCUUACAGAAAAGCGCUUACCCGGUUCCCGUGGUGCAACACUUGCUGCACUCGCUGGGGCAAGGGAACGUUUUUGCCAAGUUAGAUUUGGCUCAAGCCUAUCAACAACUGCCCGUAGACGCCAACACAGCCGAAGCCCAAACGAUUGUGACCCACCGAGGUGCUUUCAAGUGUACCCGGUUACAGUUUGGGGUGAGUGUGGCACCUGGGCUAUUCCAAAAUUUAAUGGAGCGACUUCUGCAAGGGCUCCCGGGGGUAGUCCCCUAUUUCGAUGAUGUAUUGAUAUCAGCC